Striga hermonthica is the source of this 1881-nucleotide messenger RNA. The record is from the annotation of a GenBank genome assembly. Lineage: Eukaryota; Viridiplantae; Streptophyta; Magnoliopsida; Lamiales; Orobanchaceae.
AUGGACCACCGCUCAUCUUCUUGGGACAACAUGCUGAGCCCGGUCGAGAAUCGACUCUCGAACUACAUGCUCGGGUCCACCACUGACCUAAACGUCACUUUCACGACAAACGCCAGUAGCGACACCUGUCACAAUCUCAGUGGCUGGGACCGUGGAGAAUCCAGCUCCAGCGUUAAUAACAACAACACACAUGACAACAGAGCUGAUUCCAAAACGAGCCCCGGGUGGUCUAACUUUUUCGAUUCUUGCCCCUUACCCGACCCGACUUCAGAGAACUGGUCUUUCAGGCCACCACAGCCGAGUGUGGGCCCUUCUUCUUCCAGCAGGCAAAAUUACAGCUCUGCCCGUGUUGGCCUCAGUUUGAACUCUAAUGACGGGUACGAAAGGGAGCCUCAUCGUUUUUACAAGUCAGAUCGCUCGGAAAUCGACACAUUUUAUGCUUCUUCGAGUAAUUUAGGAGCUCUUAUGGGCGGCUCGAGUGCUUCAGCAGACAAUGAUGAAGUAUCAGGCCCCCCGUCAGGCUCGCAUUUCGGGUCUUGGGGUUCGUCUUGCAAGAGAAAGGCUCUUGAGGGUACCUCUGGAAGUUCGAGCUCUAACGAGCAGAACCCUUUUCCCGGUAGUUACCAUUCUCGAGGAAAUUUAAGCAUAUCUUCGUCUGGUUCGCUCGACUUGCCUCCAGCCAUUAACCAAGAACAGGUUAAUAAUCCUAGCACUGGUUUUUUCCCAUCCUCUAGCAGUGGUUUAUCCGAAAGCCCGGCUAGAAAUUUCGCUUCAAGAUCGAACCUUGCACUUCGUGAGCCGAUUCUAUUUGAUAAUUCAAGAAUCACUUCUUCAAGGAACCUCACUGCUUAUUCCUCCGAAUCAAGAUCACCCGUGAGGAUUACAAUGAGCCCAAACGCACCCUUAAGCUCAAAUGAGUCUACCAGAGGAGGAGCAAACCCUUACCCAGUUUGGAACGGGCCUUCGAGUUCUAGAGCUCGGGACCGUGAGGAAAUCAGUGUGAGAACCUAUCGAAGAACUAAUAAUAAUAAUAAUAACAAUGUUGAGUACCCUCGAAAUGCCUCGGCCUCGCAGGACCAAGUCGAUUGGAGUUUUGUGCCUGGGAACUCGCUGUCUUCAAGAAAUCACUCAUUGGGCUUGCGGGCCUGCCCAGGUUCUGGGGGCAAUCGGGCCUCGUCUGCUUAUAUGGCUCCUCAUCCGAGCCCGCCAUCUCAAAAUCAUGAGAGGUGGCCCGAGACUGCCACAUGGGUCCCGCCUUUUCAUCGUGGUGAAAGUGAAUCCGGGAUUCGGAGGGGUCACAUUGUCCCGCAUUUGGGUUCUCCUUCAGAUGAGGCGGGCCCCAGCAGCAGCCGGUCGCGAAAUCAAUUGGAUCAGAGGUCAUCACCGGGGUUUUUGAUGGAUGUGACUGGUGAUGAUGUCAGCGGGUGGCGCUCUUUAGCGGCUGUAGAGAGCAGGCAUAGGCUGAUUCGUCAAGUGCUGAGUGCCAUGCGUAGGGGUGUCCACUUACAGGCCGAGGAUUAUAUGCUCGCUGACCCUUUUUUAAGUGGAUUUGCCGAGUUGCACGACAGACACAGAGAUAUGAGGCUUGAUGUUGACAAUAUGUCAUAUGAGGAAUUACUGGCUUUGGAGGAACGAAUAGGAAAUGUGAGCACUGGAUUGACUGAGGAACGAAUUACGGGCGCUAUGAAACAAAGGAAAUUCGACUCGAUUGGUGUCUUGUCAAACUUGGAGCCAUGUUGUGUUUGCCAGGAGGAUUACAUUACUGGUGACAAUAUCGGGAUAUUGGAUUGUGGGCACGAAUUUCACACGGGCUGCAUCAAACAAUGGCUCACGGUCAAGAAUCUGUGCCCCAUAUGUAAGAUGACGGGCUUGGGAAUUUAA